Messenger RNA from Juglans microcarpa x Juglans regia, 866 nucleotides. RefSeq names its product transcription factor PRE3-like. Gene Ontology annotation, molecular function: protein dimerization activity. NCBI's taxonomy places the organism in Eukaryota, Viridiplantae, Streptophyta, Magnoliopsida, Fagales, Juglandaceae. Bases 386 to 664 code for a protein of 92 amino acids. The transcript is spliced from 2 exons. Gene Ontology annotation, biological process: regulation of DNA-templated transcription; regulation of growth. The record is from RefSeq and is a predicted model, not a curated record.
UCUCAUUGUGUGUUUUCCCAAGUUUGGUUUCAUCUUAAAACUGGACUCUCUCUCUCUCUCUCUCUCAAAACCCUGUUUAAAUAGAGGCUUAACCCACGCUUUCUUCCAUGCAAUUGUCUCAAACUCCAGUAGUAGUGCUAUCCCCAACACCCACUACUAUUUGGGUUCUUGUGCGCAUCUCUCUCUGAUUUCCCUCUCUCUAUAUUAAUUAUCUUCUUCAAAGCACCCCUCUCCAUAGCUUGUGAAGUUGUGAUCUCUGACAAUUCUGUAGAUCAUAUACCCAUUUCCUUCCCAUUGUCUCCCUAGAGUUCCUGUUUAAUUUGCAUCUUUAACGCUUCUUUCAUUCACAUUGUUGUCAUAUAACGUACGUACUGCAAUCAUCAACAUGUCUAGCAGAAGGUCUCGGACGAGGCAACCGGGUUGCUCAAGGAUCUCUGAUGACCAGAUCAAUGAUCUUGUUUCCAAGUUGCAACAGCUUCUUCCUGAGAUUCGUGACAGGCGCUCUGACAAGGUUUCAGCUGGGAACGUGUUACAGGAGACAUGCAACUACAUCAGAAGCUUGCAUAAAGAGGUUGAUGAUCUGAGUGAGAGAUUAUCAGAGCUAUUGGCGAGUACUGACACUGCCCAAGCUGCAAUUAUUAGGAGUUUACUCAAGCAGAAGUAGUAGCAAUCAUGAUAUGGAUCAGCAGAUCGAGCAAAUUAAUAUUUAUGGAUAAAUUAUUAGUCAGUAGUAUUUCUAUACGCCAUUAUUAAUGGUGCAUGCAUGGGCAAUGGGCAUCGCUACCUUUCGGUGAUCGAGCUUCUUAAUUAAUUUGUAGUACAACGUACGUACGAGUUUCAUUAUUUACAAUUAGCUGCCUAAAAUA